This is a messenger RNA of Gongylonema pulchrum, 573 nucleotides long. The record is from the annotation of a GenBank genome assembly. Lineage: Eukaryota; Metazoa; Nematoda; Chromadorea; Rhabditida; Gongylonematidae.
AUGAAUAGCCAGAUUUACCAUCAGAAAACGCUACCGCGUUCAAACAAAUGGAGGCAGCUUGCUCGCAAGAAAUUGUCAUUUCUCAUUGCUUCUGAAAUUUCUUCAGUGAAGCAAUCGACUGUGGUACUGGAUACGCUGAAAAGUAUUCAGCCGUGCUUCGAUGGUGUUGGAUUAGCAAGUGCGAUUGCGUAUGCGAACAGUUGUGCUAAAAUCCCUCUGUGCCAAAUAGCCAGUGCGCUAGCCGCAGCAAAUGCACUGGAGAUGUGGGAUAUGUGUGCUGCAAUCGUGGAAGAACUUCGCCUUCUCGCCACACAGCCCAAAAACGCGCCGUUUGUGAUCGAGCUAGCAGUGCGCAGUCUAGAACAAGGUGCUGCCAAGCAAGUUAUCAAGGAACUUGGAAAUUUACAGCAAACACUGCCAUAUUUCGAUGAAGUGAUUGAGCAGCCGAACUUCCCAUCGAUGAGUCUGGCAUGCCUCGAGAAAUACAUCGCUCUGUUUCUUGAUGAGGUACAGUAUUUUUGCUUCACAAUUUUUAAAAUACAGCCUUGCGCGUCAUCAAAAGUGCCAAAAUAG